AUGCACGGACCAUUCGUUAUUCGGUUUUAUGAGGAUUUGGAACAUGUACAAGCCAUAUUGCCUACAACCUUCAACGGUAUCAGCCUAGCGGACUCGCCCCAUAAGGCAGGUGUUGGGUGUCUAGUUAGGAGGAGGACACAAGGGCUUUCAUAUAUGGCUUUGGAAGAGAUAAAGGUAACAACUCCUAGAAGACCUCCCUCGUCGACUCUCUACAAGAUCGUAUACUCCACUUCCUUCAUCGCAGGAUCUUCCUUGUUAAUGAAGGAGAUGGCGCCAGGGUUUUGCAACCGGGUAUCCCUUGCACUCCGACCGGUGAGAUAUUGCACAAGCUGA
Nezara viridula (southern green stink bug) is the source of this 333-nucleotide messenger RNA. The record is from the annotation of a GenBank genome assembly. Lineage: Eukaryota; Metazoa; Arthropoda; Insecta; Hemiptera; Pentatomidae.